Messenger RNA from Gorilla gorilla gorilla (western lowland gorilla), 3635 nucleotides. RefSeq names its product WASP homolog associated with actin, golgi membranes and microtubules (gene WHAMM). The transcript is spliced from 10 exons. Gene Ontology annotation, molecular function: actin binding; Arp2/3 complex binding. NCBI's taxonomy places the organism in Eukaryota, Metazoa, Chordata, Mammalia, Primates, Hominidae. Gene Ontology annotation, cellular component: endoplasmic reticulum-Golgi intermediate compartment membrane; cytoplasm. Gene Ontology annotation, biological process: endoplasmic reticulum to Golgi vesicle-mediated transport; Arp2/3 complex-mediated actin nucleation. The record is from RefSeq and is a predicted model, not a curated record. The coding region runs from base 113 to 2554 and encodes 813 amino acids.
CGCGGUUUCGAUUCCAGCGAAAAAUGCUUUGGCUCAGACUGUCCCGUGACAGGCGGUGCGAGGAGGCCAGGCCCGCGCCCGCCGAGCCCUAGGGCCGCUGCUGCCGACAGCCAUGGAGGACGAGCAGCCUGACAGCCUGGAGGGCUGGGUGCCGGUCCGGGAGGGCCUCUUCGCCGAGCCCGAGAGGCACCGGCUGCGCUUCCUGGUGGCCUGGAACGGCGCGGAGGGCAAGUUCGCUGUGACUUGUCACGACCGUACCGCGCAGCAGCGGCGGCUGCGCGAGGGGGCCCGGUUGGGGCCCGGGCCCGAGCCCGAGCCCAAGCCCAAGCCCGAGGCCGCCGUGUCCCCGCCCAGCUGGGCCGGCCUGCUCUCGGCCGCGGGGCUCCGCGGCGCGCACCGGCAGUUGGCGGCGCUGUGGCCGCCUCUGGAGCGCUGCUUCCCGCGGCUGCCGCCGGAGCUGGACGUGGGCGGCGGCGGGGCCUGGGGUCUGGGGCUUGGGCUGUGGGCGCUGCUGUGGCCGACGCGCACGGGUCCCGGCGAGGCGGCGCUGCAGGAGCUGUGCGGGCAGCUGGAACGCUAUCUGGGCGCGGCGGCCGACGGCUGCGGCGGCGCCACAGUGCGCGACGCACUCUUCCCGGCUGAGGGCGGCGCGGCCGACUGCGAAAGCCCGCGCGAGUUCCGGGAGCGGGCCUUGCGCGCGCGGUGGGUCGAGGCGGACGCGCGGCUGCGCCAGGUUAUUCAAGGACACGGAAAAGCCAACACCAUGGUAGCAUUAAUGAACGUUUACCAAGAGGAAGAUGAAGCAUACCAGGAAUUGGUUACCGUGGCAACCAUGUUCUUCCAGUACUUAUUGCAGCCAUUUAGGGCUAUGCGAGAAGUUGCAACUUUAUGUAAGCUUGAUAUUUUGAAGUCUUUGGAUGAGGAUGACCUAGGUCCUAGAAGGGUAGUUGCCCUGGAGAAAGAAGCUGAAGAAUGGACCAGACGGGCUGAAGAAGCUGUCGUCUCUAUUCAAGAUAUCACAGUGAAUUAUUUUAAGGAGACAGUAAAAGCAUUAGCAGGAAUGCAGAAAGAAAUGGAACAGGAUGCGAAGAGAUUUGGUCAGGCUGCCUGGGCCACAGCAAUUCCCAGGUUGGAAAAACUUCAGCUAAUGCUAGCUCGAGAGACUCUGCAACUCAUGAGAGCGAAAGAGUUGUGUUUAAAUCACAAAAGAGCUGAAAUUCAGGGAAAGAUGGAAGAUCUUCCAGAACAAGAAAAAAAUACAAAUGUUGUAGAUGAAUUAGAAAUACAAUUUUAUGAAAUUCAAUUAGAACUAUAUGAAGUUAAAUUUGAGAUAUUAAAAAACGAAGAAAUACUGCUUACUACACAGUUGGACUCUCUUAAAAGACUUAUAAAAGAAAAACAGGAUGAAGUUGUCUAUUACGAUCCAUGUGAAAAUCCAGAGGAACUUAAAGUCAUUGACUGUGUGGUGGGGCUGCAGGAUGAUAAGAAUUUGGAAGUGAAAGAACUCAGAAGGCAGUGCCAGCAGCUGGAGUCUAAACGGGGCAGGAUCUGUGCCAAAAGAGCCUCUCUCCGGAGUAGAAAGGAUCAGUGCAAAGAAAAUCAUCGGCUCAGAUUGCAACAGGCUGAAGAAAGCAUAAGAUACUCUCGUCAGCAUCACAGUAUUCAGAUGAAAAGAGACAAGAUAAAAGAAGAGGAGCAAAAGAAAAAAGAAUGGAUCAACCAAGAACGUCAAAAAACACUCCAACGAUUGAGAUCAUUUAAAGAUAAACGCCUAGCUCAAUCUGUCCGAAACACCUCUGGCUCAGAACCUGUGGCUCCAAACCUGCCAAGUGAUCUUUCCCAGCAGAUGUGCUUGCCAGCUUCCCACGCGGUGUCAGUAAUUCACCCGUCCUCUAGGAAAACUAGAGGUGUUCCCCUAUCGGAAGCUGGUAAUGUGAAAAGCCCCAAGUGUCAAAACUGUCAUGGAAAUAUCCCUGUCCAGGUUUUUGUUCCAGUUGGUGAUCAAACACAUUCCAAAUCCAGUGAGGAAUUGUCACUGCCACCACCUCCUCCUCCUCCACCACCACCGCCACCGCCACCGCCGCCCCCACCCCCUCCUCUCCGUGCUCUGUCCUCAUCCUCUCAAGCUGCAACUCAUCAGAACUUAGGCUUCCGGGCUCCAGUGAAAGAUGACCAGCCACGUCCUCUAGUGUGCGAAUCACCUGCUGAGCGACCACGUGACUCCUUGGAAAGUUUUUCAUGUCCAGGAUCUAUGGAUGAAGUGUUGGCCUCCUUAAGGCAUGGCAGAGCUACUCUCCGGAAGGUGGAAGUGCCGGCGGUGCGCCCUCCCCACGCCUCAAUCAAUGAGCACAUUCUGGCUGCCAUAAGGCAAGGGGUCAAACUGAAGAAAGUUCACCCUGAUCUUGGCCCAAACCCCAGCAGCAAACCAACCAGCAACAGACGCACCAGUGACCUUGAGAGGAGCAUCAAGGCUGCGCUCCAGAGAAUCAAGAGGGUGUCUGCUGACUCUGAGGAGGACAGUGAUGAGCAGGACCCUGGCCAGUGGGACGGUUAGGCUCAAGUUUGACAAAGGCACCUGCCACAGUAGGCUUGAAUAAAGUGGGUGAGUCUUAGACCUAUUGAAAAGCAUACUAACAGGGUGCUGAUACAUGGGCCACAUAACACCCCGGAAGAUCAGCAGGGCCUUGCGUGGGCUGCUGCAGCAUUUUUUUUUUUUUUUUUUUUUUUUUGAGAUGGAGUCUCACUCUGUUGCCCAGGCUGGGGUGCAGUGGUGCGAUCUUGGCUCACUGCAAGCUCCGCCUCCUGGGUUCACGCCAUUCUCCUGCCUCAGCCUCCCGAGUAGCUGGGACUACAGGCGCCACCACCAUGCCCAACUAAUUUUUUGUAUUUUUUAGUAGAGGCGAGGUUUCACCGUGUUAGCCAGGAUGGUCUCGAUCUUCUGACCUUGUGAUCCGCCUGCCUCAGACUCCCAAAGUGUUGGGAUUCCAGGUGUGAGCCACCACGCCCGGCCUUUUUUUUUUUCUUUCUUUUGAGACAGAAUCUCACUCUGUCAUCCAGGCUAGAGUGCAGUGGCGCAAUCUUGGCUUACUGCAACCUCCACCUCCCAGGUUCAAGCAAUUCUCUGCCUCAGCCUCCCGAGUAGCUGGGAUUACAGGCAUGCACCACCACGCCGGGCUAAUUUUUGUAUAUUUAAGUAGAGACAGGGUUUCGCUAUGUUGGCCAGGCUGAUCUUGAACUCCUGACCUCGUGAUCCACCUGCCUUGGCCACCCAAAGUGUUGGGAUUAUAGGCAUGAGCCACCGUGCCUGGCCGAUGCUGGAGCUUUUAUGUGACACGGUGACUCUUAAAACUGGGGAGGGACGUAGAGAUGAGAGUUUCACACACCAGCCCAUAGGUGGGAAUGUCAAGACCCAUCGGAAGUGUCGCUGGCCUAAGAGAAGAGCACUUAUUUCUCACCAUGGCUGAUCUAGGAUUGUUCCCUGAUUCUGAAAGAAGUUUACACUACAAUGGUAAGCAGCACUAUUAGACUACUGACUGUGGCCUUCUGUGCAUAUGGAAUAAUGAUUUCUCAGAUUUGUAGGUUUGAAUGUGAAUGUUAUUUUAUCAGUAAUCAGAAUAAAUUGCUUAUAUUCAGGA